UUUUUUUGUAUCUGCGUUGCUUCACUCAUCACACAUCCGCCCAGUUCAUUUCUUCGUCGUAUGAGUUCGUGAAAGCUAAUUCAAGAUGGUGAAUGGUCGUAUCCCGUCCGUUCACAGUAAGACCUAUGUCACACCCCGCAGACCAUAUGAGAAGGCUCGGCUUGACCAGGAGUUGAAGAUCAUAGGAGAGUAUGGUCUACGUAACAAACGUGAGGUAUGGCGUGUCAAGUACACCCUGGCCAAGAUCCGUAAGGCUGCACGAGAGCUGCUGACAUUGGAGGAGAAGGAUCAGAGGAGACUCUUUAAUGGUAACGCACUGCUGCGUCGUCUUGUUCGUAUCGGAGUAUUGGAUGAGAACCGGAUGAAGCUUGAUUAUGUGCUCGGUCUCAAGAUUGAGGACUUCUUGGAAAGACGUCUGCAAACCCAGGUUUUUAAACUGGGGUUAGCCAAGUCAAUCCAUCAUGCUCGAGUACUCAUCAGGCAAAGACACAUUCGGGUCCGCAAGCAGGUGGUCAACAUUCCUAGCUUUGUGGUACGUCUUGACUCCCAGAAACACAUUGACUUCUCUCUGAAGUCACCGUUCGGUGGUGGUCGACCUGGCCGUGUCAAGAGGAAGAACUCUCGUAAGGGAACUGGUGGAGCUGCCCAGGAAGAGGACGAAGAUUAAACUGUACCUCUUGUGUUAAUAAACUUGUUUUAUCACUUC
Molecule: messenger RNA, 706 nt
Organism: Homalodisca vitripennis (glassy-winged sharpshooter)
Lineage: Eukaryota; Metazoa; Arthropoda; Insecta; Hemiptera; Cicadellidae
Gene: RpS9
Product: 40S ribosomal protein S9
Exons: 5
Coding region: 86-667 (193 amino acids)
Biological process (GO): translation; positive regulation of translational fidelity
Cellular component (GO): cytosolic small ribosomal subunit
Molecular function (GO): rRNA binding; structural constituent of ribosome
Source: RefSeq, a predicted model, not a curated record